UUGACACAUAACUGUUAUCGACCGACAAAACAAUCCGUCAUAAUCACGAUAUUUUUGAAGCAUCACUUAAUCAUAACACGCUAAGUUGUCAAAGAUGUCGCAGAUUCCUGCCAAAAUAGUGCUGAAAAGCACUACAAAAAUGUCCCUGAAUGAUAGAUUCACCAACAUCCAAAAUACAAGACCAGCCCAACAAGCCACUGUCCAGAAUAUACGCGCCAAAAUGGUUGCCCAGCAACAAGCGUCUGUCGCUAACCGUCGUCUGGCUCUCCAGAUGGCCAAUAGACCCACCGUUCAAGCAGCCCUCAGAGUGAAGAAGCAAAACCUGAAGCAGAGACUUGGGGUGAAGGCCAGGCUAAAUCUGAAUGCUGUCAGAGGUGGAGCUGCCAAUGCUGGCGGUGAUGGACGUGGGCGUGGCAGCAGUAGAGGGAUGAGAGGACGUGGAGGAUUUCGAGGUGCGCGUGGACAGAGAGGAGGAAGUGGUCAGCAGGGCAUGAGGCGAGGACGUGGUGGUGGAGAUGUUGCCAAUAGGGCUAGAGGAGGAUUUGGACGAGGCCGUGGAGGAAGGGGUAACUUUCAGAAUCAAGGUCAGGAAAAUUCUACAGGAGGAUUCCGAGGGGGCAGAGGCAGAGGAUUCAGGGGCAGAGGUCAGGGAGGAAACCGUGGUACUGGACAGAGCCCCAUGGGAAGGGGACGUGGUCGAUUCCAGAGGGGGCGUGGUCGUGGAGGUCAGCGUGGCAGAGGUCGUGGGGGUAUGCAGACACAGGUCAGCAAGGAGGAUUUAGACAACCAGCUGGACGUCUACAUGUCCAAAACCAAAAACUACCUUGAUAAUGAACUGGAUGCCUACAUGCAACAAAGUGAUAUCUGAAUUUUUGGAAACAGAGGAAUGUCUUAGAAAAGUCUCAUAACAUUGGGAAAGUCCUUGAGAAACAAGAGGGAUGUUAUAGAAUAGUCUUGUGGGAGAAACAUUGAACAGGGAUGUGGAAAAAACAUCUAAAAUGUUAGGAGUACAUAGAAAGGACAUUUGUGAUAAAAUUGCUGAUUAGGUUGGAAAAGUGAUCAAGGUGAUAUAAAACCUAAUGAUGGAAUACAUUGACAUGUGCAAAGAUUAAGAAUUUCUCCAUUUAUUGUGUAACAGAUAUUGGAGAUCAGCAGGUUAUAUCUGGGCUUGUUCACGUUUGUAUGUAUAUUUACUGGAAGAGAUAUGGAUAGGUUUGUGUCCAGCUGGUAUGAUAACUUGUGCUGGAGAUGGUGGUUGUUACACAUUCAAGUGAUUUUUAAUGUAUAAGUCAGAAAGUACUGAAAUGAAAUGUAAAGGGCUAUCUUCUCUAUGUAUUCAGUAAAGUUAGAAGACCAAUGUUAAAAAUCUUAAAUGUUUCUAUUAAUUUAUUAUCACAAAAGAUUGAAAUGUCAAGUUUAAGUUUUAAUGAUUCUGUUCAAUUAAACUUGGAGGACAUUAGUUAGACUGUUGAUGACAGCAGUGAUGUGUAAUGUUAUAUCAGAUAAAACAGUUGAUUAACAAUAUAUUAAUGCUGAGUCUAAAUGUUAUGAUCUUGUAUUGAAUAGAAACCAUGUCCUGUUUUAUGUAUGUGUUAAUACCUUGACUACACAAUCGGUUACAUUUCUACCACUUUUAAGUUAUGAAUUUUGAAUGUAUUUAUAAUUGAGUCUUAAUUCGAAGGUCAAAACUAAUGAAAUAUGACCUUGCUACAUUCAUAAAACUGUCAUCACAUAAUAUAUACAGAUAUACCCUAUUUUACAGUGAAGCGUUGAUGAUCAGAUCAAAGUAAAUUGGGAUGUAUAGUACAAAUGCACAGGUAGAGGAUACUGAAAGUUGGUUUAAACUGUCUAGUACUCAAAUUUUGCCAUUAAACAUAAAAUUUUAAAGGGAAAAUCAAUAUUCAGAAAGACAAAUACUCCAAAGUUCCUUUAAAUGAUGUACUUAACAAGAAAAGAUUUAUGUAGAAAACUUCCUUGUACAAACCACAAAGAAUAUAGUAUAAUGAUAAAAACAUCACAUAAUGUCUAGUUUUGGUAUCCACGAAAGUUGUAACACUUGAUAUGAUGUCUUAGGAUUAUUGUAAACUUGUAUACAUACAUUUUAGCGACAAAUUAUUGACAUGAAUCUAGCAGCAAUUAUUGGAAAUACCCAAAUUCAUUUUUGUAAUUUUGUUCAAAAAUUAAUAUUGUGCUAAUAUUUGAUAGUGCUUAAGUUUAAAUUAAACUGCAAAAGAAGAGAGCCCACAAAUUUUUCAUUCUAUGCAGUUGUUGAAUUGAAUUGUUUUGCUGUCCAGCAGUUGGGGGGGAUCGUGGUUUUAAAGUGAAAUGACAGAUUAUCAUAGACAAAGUUAAGUAUAUUGGAUAGAACAAAUUCAGGUUUAGGUAGCAGUGUACAGUAGUUUGUUAAAUGGUGAUAUUGUUGUUACAGUAUAAUCUAAAGACAUUAUUUUAUCCUUCCAUAACCAGUGGAUACCUUUUGUUUUUCCUGUCUUUAUAUUUGAAGCCGUUUAUUAAUUGUAUUUUCUAAUCCCUGAAAUCUUUUAAAUGGGAUAUUUUUAUGCACACAUACAUAGAGAAUCCAGCUAUUUACAGUUUUUUUACCAAUUUUCCACUUAGGCCACACGGGUGGCUAAAAUGUUCAGGAAAAAACUGGUGCUAACACACGAUCUCUAGCAUUUCAGCGUGGUGUAGAUUGAUCAGUGACUUUUGUGUCUUGGAUAUUUAAGUCGUGUGCUUUUCCUGUAGGAAAGGCCAAAUUUUGAGACCCCAAUAUAUCUCUUUGUAUUCGGACGUCUCCAAAUUUUGAAAUUGAUGUUCUGGUUUCAUUUUUAAAAAUUCCUGCAGAAAUUAUUGGUCUUUGGUUAGUUUAUUACUGGGCAUAGACUUAUUGUCAUAAACACAUCUGUGUGUGAAAGGUCACACCAAAGCUUGGUUUUUAGGAAGCAGGAAGUAAAUCAGGUGAAAAUUAUCCAAAAUGAGGAAAGAUAAUGUAAUAUUUUGGUCAAUAGUUUUUUGAGCUAUAGAUGUACAUCAUUUUGUAAUUUUGGGAAAUUUUUGGAAUUUUUACUAGGAAUACUUGAAUAUACUUUGUAAAUGUUUUAUGUAGAAUUGCUAAUAAGUAAUGUUUGAAAUGCUGUCUAUGAUAUAGAUACUAGAUACAAUGGUGAUAAUUAAUGUAUAUAGAUAUCAUCUGGAGAUUGUUUUAGUAGUAAUAUCCUUGGUGUCUAUUGUGAUGAAAUACUUCUGUGUUCCAUUGAAUACUAACUUAUUUCUGGGAAUAAAACUUAUUUCUGAAAAUAGGUUGUGAAAUAAGAUAGUGUAGAAUUAUAUAAUUUUGUGGGGUUAAAAUUUCACGAUUUUCCAAAAACAAAUUUUCGUCGGCACCUGAUGUCAUGAUUUAGUCUUUAUUCUGGAAAUAUAUGUCAACUUUUGUCUAUUAUUUUGGGGAAUUUUUUGUUAUUUAGAGUACCCACAAAGUCAAUGUUAAUAAUUCUAUAUAAAAAUUCCAGAUGUUUCAGUAUAUGAUUUAUCAUAACACUUAUAACUAACUAAAAAUGUCUUACAGUGAUUGAUUCAGUGCAAUAUAUAUCCAAAAUAUAUGAAUUAGGCUUCAUUAUUCGAUUUCACAUUUUUAUUUUCUUUAUCUUCUUAAAAACAUUUUUUUUUUUUUGUAGUUGUCUGCGAGAUAUUGUUUAUGAUACAAAUGGCGCUAUGUUAAAAAACAUGUAUAUAUCAUAUAUAUGUAAAAUGAACGUAUGUAUGAAUGUAGGAAAAUCUGAUAAAACUCUGAAAGGAAUAAACUUCUCACCAUAAUUUAGUUCACAGCCUAUUAUCUAAAACACAAAUUAUCCAUUAAUUUCUAAGGGUUAAAUUUGAUCCUAGAGUCCUGAGGUUUGGUUUACUGGAUUAGUCUGUAGUAUACUAUAAUGGCCCUUCUUUGACCUUUGUAUAACCAUGGUUAACAGUGGAGAUGUAUGGUAUGGUCACCAGUGAUGACAAGAUCAACCAGUGUGUGGCCUGGUUUACAAAUGGUCUGCGGCAUGGUUAACCAAUGGUGUCGUGUUACCUUUCAGUUUCACUAUGAGAUGUAUGAUGGGUCUAAAACCCAGCUUUCUACUGUAUGAGAUCACCUUGUUAGUUGGCAGCAGAACGUUUGACCAUGUUCAGGCAGUUUGAAUGAUUCAAACAAAGCUUUGAAUAAAAAUAUUACAGCUCUAUCAACCCAAAACAGAUACAGAAUAAUACAGAAUAUUCAGUCAAAUUAUUACUCAUGAAAUCUUCAAGAACUUAUCAGAUUUUUAAAAAAUUACAGUUAUUGACACAUAUUUGUGUUGGACUACUACUUCCUGUGUGAUGAAUCCAUCUGCUGUAAGUUUCUGAGAUAGAUCAAUUCUCAUUGAACAAGUCGUUCAGACCAUUUGGACAAAGUGAAGCUGUUCCUUAGUGAGCGGUUAGUAGUCUUCUACUGACUUUGUUUAGUCUUUUAUGUGAAAUUUUGUAGUCAUUUUGUUGUUUGUGUGCUGCUUUUUGCCUUCAAGUCUUACUUAGUAUUAGUGGAGGUGUUGGCUGUCGAUUAAGAGAGUGUUAGGAUGUGUGAGAAUGAGAGAGAAAAUGAUGUUGAAACCAUGAUUGUAGUAAGAUAACAUCUGUGAUCACAUAUUUGUGUGUCACUCGACAGUUUCUUCAAAGAAUGUAUGUAAUAUCAUAUUUCAUUAUUAUUUAACUGUUAAACAUUACAUUACAUGUAGACCCUAAUAAAAACAUUUCAUAAUCUGUUAGAAA
Ylistrum balloti is the source of this 4782-nucleotide messenger RNA. RefSeq names its product chromatin target of PRMT1 protein-like. The coding region runs from base 95 to 868 and encodes 257 amino acids. NCBI's taxonomy places the organism in Eukaryota, Metazoa, Mollusca, Bivalvia, Pectinida, Pectinidae. The transcript is spliced from 7 exons. The record is from RefSeq and is a predicted model, not a curated record.